AUGUCGCUUCCAAAAGACGACAAAGAAGACAUCGACGUCGCCAUCGCCGAGAAGCUGGGAGACUGCGAACCAGCAGCAAAAUUGAGCGAUGCCCGCGUCCUUCGAAAAUUGGACAUACGUCUGAUUCCUAUGCUCGCCGUCCUCUAUCUGAUGAGUUUCCUCGACCGAGGCAACAUCGGAAACGCGAAGAUCGAAGGACUGGCAGAGGAUCUCCAUAUGAGCGGAUCCCAAUAUGAUUUGACACUGACGGUGUUCUUCCUCACUUAUGCCUUUGCAGAAGUGCCGUCGAAUAUUAUGCUGAAGCGUCUCAAACCAUCAAUCUGGCUGCCGUCCAUUAUGGUGAUUUGGGGGACUAUCACGACAUUGAUGGGGGUUGUGAAAAGUUUCAAUGGUCUUCUUGUCGCUCGUGUUUUCCUGGGACUAUCAGAGGGUGGUCUCUACCCCGGUGUCAUCUAUUACACAACCAUCUGGUACUCUCGCAAACAUGCCCUACUCCGAAACGCCCUUUUCUUCAGCGCCGCCAGUAUCGCAGGCGCAUUUUCGGGGUUGUUAGCAUUUGCCAUUGAUAAAAUGGACGGAGUCGGAAAUCUCGCCGGCUGGCGCUGGAUCUUUAUCCUCGAGGGCAUGGCCACCGUCGUUAUUGCAGUGAUUGCAUAUUUCUUGAUCUAUGACUCUCCAGAUGAGGCAUCUUUCUUGACGGAUGACGAAAAGCGUUGGGUAUAUGAACAGCUGAAUCGUGACGGGCCAAGGGCACAACAAAACGAGAAAUUUCGGUGGAAUUUUGUCACCGCGGCAUUUACGGACUGGCAGGUUUUGGUGGCUAUGUUUAUGAACUUAUCACUGAUUAGCCCGAUUUACGCAAUCUCUCUGUUCCUCCCCACGAUCAUCAAGAAUCUCGGGUUUACUUCUACCAAUGCACAACUUAUGACGAUCCCUAUAUACGCCUGUGCAGCCUUCAUGGCCAUCGCUGUCGCCUGGUACUCUGACCGUCACCUCAGCCGGUCUCCCAUCCUCUUCGUCUUUUAUGGUGUCAUUAUAGCCGGCUACAUCAUCACUAUGGCUGGAGCGGCCGCGUCUAUCCCCGGUCUUACAUAUGCGGGAGUAUUCAUAGUUACUUGUGGGAGCUACAAACGUGCCGUCGGCCUGGCAAUUCACGUCGGUUUCGGAAAUUUAGGCGGCGCCAUGGUGUCAAAUUUCUAUCGGUCGCAGGAUUCACCCAAAUUCCUUCUGGGACAUGGUCUAUCUCUCAUGCUUGUCCUUAUCGGACUGGUGGCAGUGGUGAUUCUGAGGUUUGGAUAUGACCAUUGCAAUAAGAAGAGGGAUGCGCUCGGUUAUACGGAGGGGACGUUGAGUCCAGAAGAGAUCGAAUCGCUGGGCGACAAGGCACCAACCUACAGAUAUAUCUUAUAA
Talaromyces atroroseus is the source of this 1410-nucleotide messenger RNA. RefSeq lists its product as hypothetical. Gene Ontology annotation, molecular function: transmembrane transporter activity. Gene Ontology annotation, biological process: transmembrane transport. The coding region runs from base 1 to 1410 and encodes 469 amino acids. Gene Ontology annotation, cellular component: membrane. The record is from RefSeq and is a predicted model, not a curated record. NCBI's taxonomy places the organism in Eukaryota, Fungi, Ascomycota, Eurotiomycetes, Eurotiales, Trichocomaceae. The transcript is spliced from 8 exons.